AUGAAAUCCACAUGCACAUACUACACGAAAACACUGAGACACAGACGAAAUGAAGACACUCACUUAAACACAGACGCAUGUUCGUAUUUUUAUGAACAUACCACAGACACACACAGAGACACACACAGAGACACACACACACACCACCACACACACACACACACACACACACACACACACACACAGAUGCAGAAGCAACAAUAUAAACAGCUCAGAAUUAAAUGGGAUACAGGCUGGAUGAUGAAUUGGUAG
Messenger RNA from Enterobius vermicularis (human pinworm), 252 nucleotides. The record is from the annotation of a GenBank genome assembly. Lineage: Eukaryota; Metazoa; Nematoda; Chromadorea; Rhabditida; Oxyuridae.